Molecule: messenger RNA, 2961 nt
Organism: Cynara cardunculus var. scolymus (artichoke)
Lineage: Eukaryota; Viridiplantae; Streptophyta; Magnoliopsida; Asterales; Asteraceae
Product: heat shock 70 kDa protein 15-like
Exons: 10
Coding region: 147-2684 (845 amino acids)
Biological process (GO): protein folding
Cellular component (GO): nucleus; cytosol
Molecular function (GO): ATP binding; ATP-dependent protein folding chaperone
Source: RefSeq, a predicted model, not a curated record
AACUCAACAUAAACCCCUUUCUUCUUCUUACGACUUUACCAAAGUAAUUGGAAGCAGAGCACGUACACGAUUUCCUCCUCCCCAAGGUUGAUUCCUGCUGAAUAGGGUAACCUAAUUGAGUAAACAAUUUACACAACUCAGCAAAGAUGAGCGUGGUGGGAUUUGAUCUGGGGAACGAGAGUUGUGUUGUGGCAGUUGCYAGGCAAAGGGGAAUUGAYGUUGUUCUYAAYGAUGAGUCRAAGCGYGARACUCCUGCUCUYGUGUGUUUUGGUGAAAAACAGCGUUUUCUUGGAACAGCUGGUGCCGCAACCAGUAUGAUGAACCCGAAAAACACCAUCUCUCAAAUUAAGCGGUUGAUAGGCCGUCGUUUCUCUGAUCCUGAGUUGCAACAGGAUCUCAAAGUGUUGCCAUUUUCCGUGACUGAAGGACCUGAUGGUUUUCCACUGAUACAUGCACGAUAUCUAGGGGAAACAAAGUCAUUUACUCCGACCCAGCUUAUGGGAAUGGUUUUUUCAAAUAUGAAGACGAUUGCGGAGAAGAAUUUGAAUGCAUCAGUGGUGGACUGCUGCAUCGGGAUACCAAUUUAUUUUACUGAUCUUCAAAGAAGGGCUGUUAUGGAUGCAGCUAAUAUAGCGGGUUUGCAUCCCCUGCGAUUGAUGCAUGAAACGACCGCAACUGCUCUAGCUUAUGGGAUAUACAAGACCGAUUUGCCUGAGAAUGAGCAGCUGAAUGUAGCUUUUGUCGAUAUUGGGCAUGCUAGCAUGCAGGUUUGCAUAGCAGGUUUCAAGAAAGGCCAACUGAAGAUCUUGGCUCAUUCUUUUGACCGUUGCCUGGGAGGGAGAGAUUUUGAUGAGGUUUUAUUCCAGUACUUUGCUGAAAAAUUCAAGGUAGAGUACAAAAUUGAUGUGUACCAGAAUGCAAAGGCCUCUCUCAGGCUUCGUGCGGGUUGUGAAAAGCUGAAAAAGGUACUCAGUGCAAAUCCCGAGGCACCUUUGAACAUAGAGUGUUUGAUGGAUGAGAAGGAUGUUAGAGGUUUUAUAAAGAGAGAUGAGUUUGAACAAAUUAGUGCUCCUAUAUUGGAACGUGUAAAGAAACCUCUGGAGAAGGCCCUUUUAGAGGCUCAACUCACGGUGGAUAAUAUUUAUGCUGUAGAGGUUGUUGGUUCGGGAUCUAGGGUACCUGCCAUGAUCAAGAUUUUGACAGAAUUUUUCGGGAAGGAGCCACGGCGAACGAUGAAUGCAAGCGAGUGUGUUUCUAAAGGCUGUGCUUUGGAAUGUGCUAUUCUUAGCCCUACUUUUAAAGUUAGAGACUUCCAGGUCCAAGAGAGCUUCCCUUUUCCCAUCGCUUUGACAUGGAAAGGUGCUGCACAAGAUUCCCAAAAUGGAGGAAAUGUGGACAAUCAGCAGAACACAAUUGUUUUCCCAAAAGGAAACCCGUUUCCCAGUGUGAAAGCUCUGACUUUCUACAGGUCUGGCACAUUUACAGUAGAUGUGCAAUAUGCGGAUGUCAGUGAAUUGCAAGCACCACAAAAGAUCAGUACUUACACGAUUGGUCCCUUCCAAUCAUCAAAAGGUGACCGUGCCAAGGUCAAGGUGAAAGCUCGUUUGAAUCUGCAUGGAAUUGUCUCUGUCGAGUCUGCACAGCUUAUUGAAGAAGAGGAAGUUGAAGUUCCAGUUACAAAAGAACCAUCAAAGGAAACAAUAAUGAUGGAUAUGAAUAAACCUCCACCUGAUGUGCCCUCUACCAACGAGACUGAUGUAAAUAUGCAAGAUGCCCCCGGGGCUGAGAAUGGUGCUCCAGAAACAGGAGAUAACCCAGUUCAGAUGGAGACUGAUGUUAAGGUGGAAGCUCCAAAGAAGAAGGUCAAAAAAUCCAACAUACCUGUUUCAGAGUUGGUUCAUGGGGGAAUGCUACCUGCAGAUGUGCAGAAAGCUGUGGAAAAGGAGUUUGAAAUGGCCUUGCAGGACCGCGUCAUGGAAGAAACUAAGGACAAAAAGAAUGCUGUUGAAGCCUAUGUGUAUGACAUGAGGAACAAGCUUCAUGAUAAGCUGCAAGAAUUUGUUAUGGAUUCAGAGAGGGAAGGAUUUAUCGCCAAGCUUCAAGAAACUGAAGAUUGGUUAUAUGAAGAUGGGGAAGACGAAACUAAAGGCGUGUAUACUGCGAAACUUGAUGAGCUGAAGAAGCAAGGUGAUCCCAUUGAACAACGUUAUAAGGAGCACUCGGAAAGAGGAUCAUUUGUUGAUCAUUUGGGUGGUCUUAUUACUGCUUACAUUCAGGCUGCAGCAUCUGGUGAUCCGAAGUAUGAACACAUCGACUUGAGUGAGAAACAGAAGGUCUUGAGCGAGUGUUCAGAAGCUGAAAAUUGGUUAAAAGAGAAAAUGCAACUUCAGGAGUCGCUUCCCAAGCAUGCUGAUCCGGUUCUUUUGUCAUCUGAUAUAAGAAAGAAAGCAGAGGCACUUGACAGGGUCUGCAGGCCAAUAAUGUCGAAACCAAAGCCUGCCCCACCAAAGCCAGCAACUCCCGAGACACCAUCAUCACCUGCACCUGGUCAGGGAGGUGAGGAGCAGCAGCAGCAGCAGCAGCAGCCGUCAUCGGAGAAUUCAACGAACCCAAACCCAAAUGCAGAGAACAACGAUACGACUUCUGAUGCUAUGGAAACGGAGAAGCCUGAGGGUGGUGCAUGAUGUGUUUUAAUUUCGUUUUCCGUCUGGUGGGUGUGUUUGAUUUGUAUAAUGGUGAAUAUAGGUCAAUUUCGGUGGGGGGAAAAGGGGGUCACUGACCGACUGACUGGUACUCUGUGGUCCUCUGGUCUAUUUUGUUAGAUCCAUCUUGGUUAAAAAUUAUUUGUCUUUUAAGGUUUAGAGGUGUAGAGAUCCUUUCGACUUUUGAGGGUUUGUUAAAGAGGGUAUUCUGGGAUGCAUUUGAAACUGAAUGAAUUUUGGUGGAUGUUACCUUUCAUGC